Penicillium vulpinum is the source of this 3819-nucleotide messenger RNA. RefSeq names its product ABC transporter integral membrane type 1. Gene Ontology annotation, molecular function: ABC-type transporter activity; ATP hydrolysis activity; ATP binding. The transcript has 10 exons. The coding region runs from base 1 to 3819 and encodes 1272 amino acids. Gene Ontology annotation, biological process: transmembrane transport. The record is from RefSeq and is a predicted model, not a curated record. NCBI's taxonomy places the organism in Eukaryota, Fungi, Ascomycota, Eurotiomycetes, Eurotiales, Aspergillaceae. Gene Ontology annotation, cellular component: membrane.
AUGGUCGCUCAUUCAGCGAAGUCAAAAGAUAAGAAAGCCAAGGAAGACAAGAAAGCUAAGCAAGCAACUCUCGCUAGCUAUGCGAGGAUUUUAUCAUAUGGUGCCUCGCAUGGGGGUAUUUACAUUAUGGUGCUGGGCCUGAUUUGUGCCAUGGCUUCGGGAAUUGCUCUUCCGCUGAUGAACAUCGUCUUUGGCAAGCUGGUGGGAAACUUCAAUGCAUACUUUAUACCAGGGUCUGGUAUCACCGAGCAAUCAUUCAAAUCUUCGGUUAACCAAGACAGCUUGUAUAUUGUGUAUUUGUUUAUCGGAAAAUUCUGUUUGACAUACAUAUCCAUGAUUUGCUUUCGAUUGACCAGCCUCCGUGCCUCAGGGGCCUUGCGCCUGGAGUACACCCAGGCUCUCUUUUCACUCCCCGUGAGCAAGCUGGACGAGAUGUCAGUCGGAACUGUCACACAUGCGAUUACGGCGCUGUCAAAUACGAUCCAGCAAAGUGUUUCUGAUCGACUAGCCAUUUUAUUCCAGUCACUCGCCUUGCUCAUUGCGGCUUAUGCAAUCGCAUUCCGUUAUUCUUGGGCACUGACGCUUGUCGUCAGUUCGGCUAUUCUAUUUGUGGUCAUUGGUUUUAGCUUGACAACGCCGUUUUUGGUGAAGGCGCAGCAGAGUGUGGACCAAGCAGACGAGAAGCAUGCAGCCCUUGCCUCAGAAGUAUUCGGCUCUAUUCGGACAGUGUUCGCCCUGGGUGCUGAGCAAUCACUCUUCAAGAAGUAUAGACGGUGGGUCGAGGAAUCACGAAAACGUGGCCUGGGUAUGUCUUUAGUCAGUGGAAUUCACCUUGCAAUGCUCUUCUUUGCCAUGUAUGUCAGCUUCUCCCUGGCCUUCUGGUUUGGGCUGAAACUGUAUCGCGAAGGCCACAUUGCUAAUAUCAACACCGUCAUCACGGUAUUCUUUUCCGUGCUCCUCGUGGUCACUAUUUUAGGAGGAAUUGCGUCGCCAUUGAUGGCUAUCACGAAGGCCAUAGGCGCAUCAGGUGCCUUUUUUGGUGUUAUUGAUUCCAAACAGGAUAUUACACCUGGAAUUCGAGAUCCGGAGUUAUCCCAUGCUGAUAUCUUGUUUGAGAACGUGACGUUUGCCUAUCCCACACGACCAGACAUGGCUGUGCUUAAGGGAUUCAAUGCACGAUUUGAGCGCAAUAAAACCACGGCUCUCGUUGGAUCUUCAGGUUCAGGUAAAAGCACUAUUGUCGCUUUGAUUGAGCGGUGGUAUCAGCUUCAGUUAGAGGAAGAAGAGCCCACACUGGGUCAUAUCCAUGUGGGAUCUCACAACAUUAAUGACUUGGACGUGAAGUGGUGGCGAUCCCAGAUUGGACUUGUUCAGCAAGAGCCGUUCUUGUUCAAUGAUUCAAUAUACAAUAAUGUUGCUUUUGGUCUGAUUGGAUCGCAGUGGCAGAAUGAUACAGAAUCUGUAAAGAUGGAACUCAUCACCGCAGCCUGCAAGCAAGCCUAUGCAGAUGAAUUUAUCGACCGACUUCCCAUGGGCUACUUGACUACUGUUGGAGAAGGUGGAAUCGCAUUGAGUGGCGGACAGCGCCAAAGAAUUGCUAUCGCGCGAAGCAUUGUCAACCAGCCCCAAAUUCUCAUUCUUGAUGAAGCAACCAGCUCGAUCGAUGUCCAAGGAGAAAAAAUUGUGCAAGCAGCCCUAGAUCGUGUAUCCCAAGACCGCACUACAAUCAUGAUCGCUCAUCGCCUGUCCACUGUCCGCCGCGCGGACAAGAUUGUCGUCAUGAAAGACGGCAAAGAUAUUGAAGAAGGUUCUCACGAAGAGUUGAUACUCAAGAAAGGCAUAUACCAUGACUUGGUUCAUGCCCAACAACUGGAGCCACUGACAGGCUUGAUGGAUGCUGACGUACCAGGUUCGAUUUCUUCGCAGAAAGAAGAAAUCAUGCCUGAAGAUUACACCACAAAAGAAGGCAGCGAUCAAAAUUGCCAAGAUAAUCUCGACCCCGAACCAAAGAGAAAAUUUGGCUUUUUCCACAGCUUUGGGGUCCUUAUUUACGAAAAUCGUAGCCAUUGGGUCUUAUAUGCGCUGACGCUGAUCGGGGCUAUAGGGGCCGGUUCCGGGUUUUCCCUACAAAGUUGGCUUUUCGCCAAACUUGUGCAGGUUUUCCAGUUCACUGGUGAGAAGCUCGUGCACGCUGCAAACUUCUGGGCAUUGAUGUUUUUCAUCCUUGCCCUUGCCAUGGCGACCUUCUAUUUCAUGCUAGGAUUUGCGUCAAAUUCGAUCUCUAUGUUUGUCGUGUCCACCUCUCGGAUGGAUUAUUUCUAUAAUUUAUUGUCCAAGCCGGUGUCAUACUAUGACCACGAGGAGAAUGCCUCGGGUAGUCUAGUUUCCAGACUCUCCACUGAUUCAAAACAAUUACAGGAAAUGUUUGGCCCUACUGGUGUAUUCCCUCUCAUCUCGAUUUUCAAUAUCCUUGGAUGUGUUGCAAUAUCGUUCGCCUUUGGAUGGAAGCUGGCAGCUGUAACCUUUUUUGCCGCCAUGCCAUUCAUAUUUCUCUCUGCCUUCAUGCGCAUUCGAUAUGAGAUCAAAUUUGAGAGCCUAAAUGCUGAAGUUUAUGCCGAUAGCUCCAAGUUCGCAACUGAGGCAGUCGGGGCCUUCAGAACGGUCACUGCUUUGACCAUGGAAGAUACAAUCUUGGAAAGAUAUUCAACUCUGCUGAAAGAUCAGCGUGAAAAGGCCAUCCGGAAGGCGUGGUACGCAACGUUGAUAUUUGCGUUUUCCGACAGUGUUGAGCUAUGUGCCAUGGCGCUCGCCUUCUGGUAUGGCGGCCAGCUGCUCGCGUCCCACGAAUAUGACCCAGUUGCAUUUUUCGUGGUUUAUAUUGCCAUUAUUCAAGGUGGCCAAUCUGCUGGGCAGUUCUUCAGUUUUGGUCCAAAUAUCGCCCAAGCUAAGGCUUCUGCCAAUCGCAUAUUGGCUGCACGGUUACCGGCCCAGGGACAGCUUCAACAUGUUCCGACGGGACCGCUCUCUUCUUCAGAGGAUAGCCCCAGUUCCUCUGUUGAACUACGGAAUGUCUCUUUUCAAUAUUCUUCUCGCGAGGUGCCAACAUUUGUUGAUCUCAAUCUCGCCAUUGAGAGUGGCCAAUUUGUAGCAUUUGUCGGACCUUCAGGCUGCGGAAAAUCUACACUUAUCUCGCUACUCGAGCGCUUCUAUGACUGCACUCAGGGAACCAUCCUGUUUGGUGGCCGAGACAUUCGUUCCAUUGAAAUGCCCUCUUACAGAAGUGCUUUAUCGCUCGUCUCCCAGGAGCCGAAACUCUUCGAAGGUACCAUCCGCGAGAAUCUCCUUCUCGGUCUGGAAGCCCCUAACAACCCAACUACCGAGGACCAAAUGAUUCAAGCAUGCAAAGACGCCGAAAUUUAUGACUUUAUAGUAUCCUUGCCAGAUGGGUUCUUGACGGAACUUGGCGUCAACGCUCAGACCUCUAUGAGUGGUGGGCAAAAACAACGCCUUUGCAUUGCGCGAGCCCUGAUACGAAAACCGCAACUUCUCCUUCUUGAUGAGGCUACAUCUAGUUUGGACUCUCAGUCAGAAAGUCUCGUACAAAGUGCUAUGGAAAGACUAGCAAGUAAGCGGGACAUGACCAUUAUUGCGGUCGCGCACAGACUAGCAACUAUUCAGAAGGCCGAUGCCAUUUUUGUGUUUGGAGAAGGAGCAUCGGGGCAGGGAUCGAGGAUUCUUGAUUCCGGAACACAUCAUGAAUUGUUGCGCAGAAAGGGGGUUUAUUGGCUGAUGUGUCAAGCGCAAGCUCUAGACCGGUGA